Molecule: messenger RNA, 159 nt
Organism: Linum tenue
Lineage: Eukaryota; Viridiplantae; Streptophyta; Magnoliopsida; Malpighiales; Linaceae
Source: the annotation of a GenBank genome assembly
AUGCUAGCUCUUUGCGUUGCACAAAUCUUACAGCUGACUCAGAAUUGGGCCAUAAAUUCGAUGGAGAGACAAUCUUGUGGCUUCUUCAGCAAUCAGAGCUGUCGAUCGUGGCGGCUACUGGAAUGGGGACGAUUCCAGUCUCUGCUCUGGCGAGUGUAA